Messenger RNA from Mixia osmundae IAM 14324, 1035 nucleotides. RefSeq lists its product as uncharacterized. Gene Ontology annotation, molecular function: N-acetylglucosaminylphosphatidylinositol deacetylase activity. Lineage: Eukaryota; Fungi; Basidiomycota; Mixiomycetes; Mixiales; Mixiaceae. Gene Ontology annotation, biological process: GPI anchor biosynthetic process. The transcript is spliced from 6 exons. The coding region runs from base 1 to 1035 and encodes 344 amino acids. The record is from RefSeq and is a predicted model, not a curated record. Gene Ontology annotation, cellular component: endoplasmic reticulum.
AUGAGCUCCCCUCGAAGCGCUUCACGAGCGAUUGUCAUACAACAGCAGCGACCACGCCUUUCGAAGAAGAUCGCAUGGUUUGCUGGCCUUGCAGGCGUGCUAGCAACUCUGGCGCAGUAUGCAAUCUAUCUGCUCGCCUUUGAUCGCUAUGAUCCUGCGAAAGGCUACAUAUCCCGCGAAGUGACUUCUGCGCGACGCGUGCUAUGGGUCAUUGCACAUCCCGACGAUGAAGCCAUGUUCUUUGGUCCCUCUUUGAACGCUCUACUGCAGCCACAUCGAUCUGUACAUCACCGCAGAGCAACAGGUCAUCUGCUCUCGCUCUCUACAGGCAAUCAUGAAGGUCUGGGGCAGCUACGCACACAAGAGCUCACAGCUUCGUGCGAGCACUUUGGCAUUCAGAGGGAGAACUGUGUUGCACUCGAUCACCCGCAGCUGCAAGACAGUCCAACAGCCGUCUGGCCCCCGGCUGUCGUCCUCGAAUACGUCGAGCUAUAUGCCGAUCGCUGGAAUAUCAGCCUAGUCAUCACUUUCGACGAGCAUGGCGUAUCGGGUCAUGCAAAUCAUCGGGCGAUAUACGCUGCCCUCGAACGAGGGCGUGCGCACACAGGCACGAGUCUCCCGCCGAUAUACAAGCUCGCAACAAGCACAAAAGCGUCAAAGUACCUCUCGAUUCUCAGCUUGCCCGGUGCUAUCAGGCGAGGCUAUACCCCGCCCUCGGAACCAUACUUCACCUCUGCACUCCUCUUGUCGGAUCCACGGCAGUACUGGCGCACUCGUACAGCCUUUGCACGUCAUGCGAGCCAGCAAGUCUGGUUCAGGUCGCUCUACGUCGUCUUGAGUCAGGCUCGCAACGCCGACGAGAAGGUAGGCCUGUCGAUACAGACGCGAGACGUCACAUCAAGUCUGCAAGAGCGACACAGCCAUGGCGUUUGGGCAUGGCUUACCCGACACUUUCGCUUUGCAUCGCCCGGCGAUGCCAUGCACCAGGCUAUGUGGAUCCUGACUACCACCAAACAUUCUGCUACCCAAACUUGA